AUGUAUGUGAGCUACCUGUUGGAUAAAGAGAGUGGGAUGUACCCCAACACCGUGCGACACCCGAGCCUCAACCUCAACCCUCAGAACUUUGUCCCUGCCGCUCCUCAAUACACGGAUUUUACCGGAUAUCACCAUCAUCAUCACCAUCAUCACGUCCCCGGCUUUAACGACGCUAACCAGACAAGUUCGGUGUAUCCUCCUCCUGCUCCUCCUGCUCCCGCUCCCCCUCGGGAUGACUGGACCCCUUACGGCCCCUCGGCCGCCCCCAACCCGUCCUCCAACCCGGGACAGAUCGGAUUCGGGCCACCCGACUUUCCUCCAUCCAACCUGCAGCCUUCAGCUCUCCUUCAUCACUCCAUCAGCUCAUCAUCAUCAUCAUCAGCUGCUCCACUCUCACCCAGCGAGCAGCGCAGGAACCCAUACGAGUGGAUGCGCCGCAGCGCCGCGCCGCCCGUCCACCCGGGAGGAAAGACCAGGACGAAGGAUAAGUACCGGGUGGUGUAUACGGACCAUCAGCGUCUGGAGCUGGAGAAAGAAUUCCACUACAGCCGCUACAUCACCAUCAGGAGGAAGGCGGAGCUUGCCACAGCCCUCAGCCUAUCAGAGAGACAGGUGAAAAUCUGGUUCCAGAACCGACGCGCCAAAGAGAGAAAAAUUAACAAGAAGAAACUUCAGCAGCCUCAGGCGUCCACCACCACACCGACUCCUCCGAGCUCCAACAUCAGCAGCAGCGGCGGCGGUGCAGCUCUGGUGUCAUCCUCCAUGCCCAUGACCAUUAAAGAAGAGUACUAA
Neoarius graeffei (lesser salmon catfish) is the source of this 792-nucleotide messenger RNA. It is a transcript of the gene cdx1b, whose product is annotated as caudal type homeobox 1 b. Bases 1 to 792 code for a protein of 263 amino acids. The transcript is spliced from 3 exons. Gene Ontology annotation, biological process: cell differentiation; animal organ morphogenesis; embryo development. The record is from RefSeq and is a predicted model, not a curated record. Gene Ontology annotation, molecular function: RNA polymerase II transcription regulatory region sequence-specific DNA binding; DNA-binding transcription factor activity, RNA polymerase II-specific. Lineage: Eukaryota; Metazoa; Chordata; Actinopteri; Siluriformes; Ariidae. Gene Ontology annotation, cellular component: nucleus.